Molecule: messenger RNA, 692 nt
Organism: Hevea brasiliensis (rubber tree)
Lineage: Eukaryota; Viridiplantae; Streptophyta; Magnoliopsida; Malpighiales; Euphorbiaceae
Exons: 4
Coding region: 342-692 (116 amino acids)
Biological process (GO): vesicle-mediated transport
Cellular component (GO): Golgi apparatus
Molecular function (GO): small GTPase binding
Source: RefSeq, a predicted model, not a curated record
GGCGAAAGUUGAAACAUAAAAAAUCUGUUGCGGAACCAGCAAAACGACAAAGCUCUUGACGCUUUACUGACGCGUGGAAGCCAACUCCCUCUCCUAAAAGUUGAGCUUGUACGCUAAGGUCCCUCCUUCCUCAGUCAGUCCUCCCUCGUCUUCUUGUUCAGUUUGCUUCUAAACUAAGAAAAGGCAACGGUUGUGGACUCGAUUUUCCAAACCAUAAUUCUGUAAUCUACUCUUAAAAUUCUUAAUUUCUCGUUAUUUUCUAUUACUUGUAAUUUGCAAUGUCUCUCUAAAGUCUAAAAAGAAGGAAAAAAGGUCUCUGUGCUGGAUCUUUGACUACGUCCAUGGAAGAAUCUCACAGCAACCUCCCUACUAGCCAUUUACUGGGCUCUGUUCCUGCUGUGGUCAGUGAAGAAAAAAGUACCAUCACCUAUGGAGUCCCUGAAGCAAAUAUGCUAACAUUCCCAUCAAAUAAUAAUGGAGGAGGUAGCAGCCGGGGUUAUCAAACUCUUGGAAGUCCACCGGAAGGAUUUGAGCAACAACCACCUAACAAUUGGAAAGGGGUAUUCAGUGUGUCAUCAUACACGCAGUAUUUCAAUGUGGAUACAGACGUUGUCAUAAACAGAAUGAUGAGCUCUUUUUAUCCGGUUGGUGGGGAUUUUUUCAGCAAGAUUGAUGCGAACCCUUAUCUGUGA